This is a messenger RNA of Paramecium sonneborni, 536 nucleotides long. Lineage: Eukaryota; Ciliophora; Oligohymenophorea; Peniculida; Parameciidae. The record is from the annotation of a GenBank genome assembly.
AUGAGAGGCUUCUUUGCAAUAACAAGAGCUUUUAUUGCUCCUUAUGCCAAAUAAACAUUUAAUUUCUCUUCCUAGCAGUCUAAAAUUUAAAUGAGAAUAUAUGUUACAAAUCUACUAUUACAAGUGUCAUUAACAAAAUAAAUCAUAUUAUUAGAUUAUCCUCUACAAUGUCAGGUUUACGUAUUGCUAAUUUAUACAAUUUAUGCUUAUUUUCAUUAUUAGAAGAGGCUUAAGGCAAUAUUAAUGAUUUAGUAUUAUUAGGUAAAUUUAUAUUUAUGAAUUUUAAGAUGACUCGACUGAUUUAGAUAAUAGACAAAUUGGUGUACAUUAAGGAUGUAUAGUUUUCAAAUGAUAAAAAAUUAUUAAUAAAAAUAUUACAAAUUUGUAUAAAUUAUACAGCAAUACAAAUUAUUCAUUAAAACUAAUCUAGUUCAUACAAAAAAUAUAUGACUUUUUAAGAUUCUGACUUAACAAUUAUAUACUUUAAACUUUUUUAUGUUCAAAUAGAUAUAAAUUAAUCUUCCUCUUCAAAUUGA